AAUACAUUCCCCGUACUGUUGGUCCAUAUCGAGGCUUUGGGUCGACGGACAGCUGUUAAUGAAAUCCUAGUUUUUGCAGUAAAGGCGCAGAGUCAGCGGUGGUGUGACUUGCGAGAGUAGCCCACCAUAUGCGUCCUUGGAUUUCCCCCUUCGCAACAGUAGCUAGGGGGAUCAACAGGUUUCUUGUACCGAAGUAUCCACUGGUCGUCUUGAGUCGAUCAACGGGAUCCAUAGACUAUACUUUUUGACACGAGUGGCUUGAAUGUCCUGAUUUACUCAAGAAUGUUGACUGUUCUGGUGUUGGCUUUAUGUUGCGUCCACUCCGGAAAUGGGCAGACCUGCACAGAGGGGUUCGCCUAUGACCGCAUAGCAAGAGUAUGUGUUGACAUCGAUGAGUGUCUUACGGCACCAGACACCUGCAGAGGGGACAUGCAGUGUGUGAACCAGAACGGAGGUUAUCUCUGCGUCCCCCGGGGGCUGUACAGACAGCCUACCUACCCUCGGGGUGGAGGAGGGGAGCCCGCCUACCCGGACACCUCGCUGGGGUUCCAAGACCCCUACCCUCUACCACCCCCUCCAGGCCCCCCCGUGGCACCCAGCUACCCCGUCGUAAACCGCUCCACUCCCUGCCUCCUGGGAUACACCCUGGCAGAAGAUGGCACCUGUAAUGACAUUGAUGAGUGUGAGACAGACUCCCACCAGUGUAACCCCACCCAGGUGUGUAUCAACACAGCUGGAGGAUACACCUGCUCCUGUACCGAGGGCUACUGGCUGGUCGGGGGACAGUGUCAGGACAUUGAUGAGUGUCGCUACGGGUACUGCCAGCAGCUGUGUGCCAACGUGCCAGGCUCCUAUUCCUGCUCUUGUAACCCUGGCUUCCUCCUCAACCCCGACAGCAGGACCUGCCAAGAUGUGGAUGAGUGUGAGGACAACCCCUGUACCCACGGCUGUUUCAACACCUACGGCUCCUACAUGUGUAACUGUGAUCAGGGAUUUGAGCUGGCUUCUGACGGGACCACCUGCAACGACCUGGACGAGUGUGGUUUCUCAGAGUUUCUGUGUCGGCACCGCUGUGUGAACACCCCUGGCUCCUUCCAGUGUCACUGCCCAGCGGGAUACUAUCUCUAUGAGGAUGGGAGGAGCUGUGAAGAUAUCAAUGAGUGUGAGACUGGUAACAACACGUGUACAACAGCACAAGUUUGUUUCAGUUUCCAGGGAGGCUAUACGUGCUUGGAUCCGCUAAAAUGUGAUCCACCGUACGUUGAACUCGGUGACAAUCAGUGUAUGUGUAGUGCUGAGAACCCAGCUUGUAGAGACAGGCCCUUCACCAUCCUUUACCGCCACAUGGACCUGUCCUCAGGCCGCAGCGUCCCAGCAGACAUCUUCCAGAUGCAGGCCACUACCAGAUACCCUGGAGCUUUCUAUAUCUUCCAGAUCAAAGGACCGGGAAACGAGGGACGAGAGUUCUACAUGAGGCAAACCAGUAACGUGAGUGCCACUCUGGUCCUAUCUCGGCCCAUCAAGGGUCCCAGGGAGCUGGUCCUGGACCUGGAGAUGGUAACCGUUAACAACGUCAUCAACUUCAGGGGCACCAGCAUCAUACGGCUCACGAUAUACGUAUCAGAGCAUCCUUACUGAGGCCCCUCCCCCCCUGACCAAUCACCACGUACUCUCACAACCCUAAGGAUACCAUCUCAGAAUCUUUUACUCUCCAAAUCUACCAUCUCUCAUCAGACAGCUCUGUUCCUGUUCUCUCUGUUCACGAGAUACGAUGUGAUGCUAUCUGUCUCUUCUCUCUGUUCACGAGAUACGAUGUGAUGCUAUCUGUCUCUUCUCUCUGUUCACGAGAUACGAUGUGAUGCUAUCUGUCUCUUCUCUCUGUUCACGAGAUACGAUGUGAUGCUGUCUGUCUCUUCUCUCUGUUCACGAGAUACGAUGUGAUGCUAUCUGUCUCUUCUCUCUGUUCACGAGAUACGAUGUGAUGCUAUCUGUCUCUUCUCUCUGUUCACAAGAUGCGAUGCUGUCUGUCUCCUUCUCUCUGUUCACAAGAUGCGAUGCUGUCUGUCUCCUGUUCUCUCUGUUCACGAGAUGUGAUGCUGUCUGUGUCCUCUUCUCUCUGUUCACGAGAUGCGAUGCUGUCUGUCUCCUCUUCUCUCUGUUCACGAGAUGUGAUGCUGUCUGUCUCCUCUCUGUUCUCGACAUGUGAUGCUGUCUGUCUCCUGUUCUCGAGAUGUGAUGCUGUCCGUCUUACCACCGUUAUCGUCUGAAUAAACUUUCAAUGAACUCUCAUCUGUUGUUAUAGGACACGGAGGGCACCUUGCGCUACAUUUCCCCACCUCCCUUCCCCACUCUUACAUCCACAUCAGACUGUUACUGGAUAUUAUAACUGUAUCUAGCAGACUAACGUAUUUUCCACACAUAAGGAUAUUUAUGUUGUAUUGUAAAGGCUAUGUGCGUGUCUCUCUCUCUCCUCUUUAAAAAUAAAACAUUUAUGAUUAAGGUCAUUGAUUGAAAUUAUUGUCAGUAUUUGCUGUUUACUACAUAUUUCUAUUUGUUAUCGAUUGAACUUAGUCUUCCGUUAUUUCCUGUGAAGCGUUAAACUUUAAAUAA
Salvelinus namaycush (lake trout) is the source of this 2610-nucleotide messenger RNA. RefSeq names its product fibulin 5 (gene fbln5). The record is from RefSeq and is a predicted model, not a curated record. Gene Ontology annotation, molecular function: calcium ion binding. The coding region runs from base 283 to 1638 and encodes 451 amino acids. Lineage: Eukaryota; Metazoa; Chordata; Actinopteri; Salmoniformes; Salmonidae. The transcript has 11 exons.